Messenger RNA from Mycetomoellerius zeteki, 1646 nucleotides. Its product is annotated as transmembrane protein 145. Bases 149 to 1594 code for a protein of 481 amino acids. Lineage: Eukaryota; Metazoa; Arthropoda; Insecta; Hymenoptera; Formicidae. The transcript has 4 exons. Gene Ontology annotation, biological process: response to pheromone; G protein-coupled receptor signaling pathway. The record is from RefSeq and is a predicted model, not a curated record.
UUUUUUCUUUUUCUCAAUAAUCUCGCGAAUGUCGACCCGUUUCAUGCGAAUAAUCAAAUCGAUAUACAAGUCAUGGCACUGGGAAAUAUUGAUCAAAGCGGCCGCUUAACUGCUGACAGUAUGCAACUGUAGCGAUCGCAGUAUAGUAAUGUGCGGGGGAACGCUCGUUGCACGAGCGUCGCGGAACUCGGUGAAGCUGGGCUUUCUGUUGCUGCUCUUCUCGAUCGCGCACCUGCCGUUGCUGCGACACGCCGAUGCUAAGAUAGUCCAGGGCAACUUGAUUACAUCCAACAACUGGGCAUUCCUCGCGAGAUUUUGUUUUUUAACGAAGGAUGGUAUUUUCCGAUACUCCUUUCAAUUAGGAGGUGAAGAACGCAAUUUGAAGCUCCUUCUGUACUACGAUGGAGCAUAUCAAUGGCCCGCUGUCUAUCCUUCCAAUAAGACGUGUCAGGAAAAAGAGAGUGUUCUUAGCAUUGACGAUGGUCAAAUAAUACCAUUGAACACGUUGACGAGAAUAACCUACGCUUCGGGAUGCGUCGAGGAUGACAAUGGUAUAGUUCGAUGCGAAAACAGGAGGAGAUUCAUUUCGUCUCGGCCGAGAUGGUGGUAUAUAGUUUUAGCCGACUGCUCUUCCACGAAAGGCUUGAACGUCACGUAUAAUAUAUCGCUGACCAACGCGCUGCCCGGUACAUUCUGGAAGGAGCACUUUUCCGCGGACGAAUUCUACAUACUGCCAUUGCUGAUACCGACCGCCUGCUUGUAUACGAUAUUCAUCGUUCUCAGUCUCUACAUAGCGUUGCAAUUGCGCUCCAGAAGGCUGCUGCACAUAUCCUACAAACUGUUCAUAGCCUCCCUGAUGUGUCAAUUACUGGGAGUGUCAUGCGAGCUUUAUAGUUACAUUAAUCUUGGUCUGACAGGAGCGUCAGCAUUGAAUGCUUAUUUACUAGGCCAGCUCUCAGAAGCGUGUUCUGAGACUCUGUAUACAGUUCUUAUGCUGUUACUCGCUCUCGGUUACACGAUUACCAAAAGUGUCCUUACGGCGUCGCAAAUCCGAUGGCUUAUACUAUUUGUCAGUAGUACUGCCCUUUGUCAAAUGUCGCUGUGUAUAUAUCAAUCUCAGGCAUUCGAUCCAGGAUUAGUGUUGUACAUUUACGAGUCACUACCGGGCUAUAUUUUAAUAGCAUUGAAAUUAAUUGCCUGGUUCGUGUUUGUCACUCGUUGUUUCAAGACCAUCAGAAAGUUGCAUGCGAAGCUCCACUUCUACGGUUCGCUACUUUUCUUGGGAUCAGUGUGGUUCCUCUUUCACCCUUUAACAAUAUUGAUCAACACCAUAUUCGUAGACGAUUGGGUGAGAGAGAGCGUGGCCAAAGGAAGUUCCCUCUUCAUUGUCUUCUUGGGUCACAUAAUGUUUUUAUAUGUAACUCGACCGUCUGUGAAUAAUAAACGUUUUCCAUUCCACAUUAGAACAUUCCAAGUUGUGCCCAUUGGCGGUUAUGGCCAGGAUCACAGCUACGAGCCUACGCUUCGAGCAGCUACUGCAUUUACUAUCACACGAUCACCAGCUUAUGUUAAUCGACCACGGAGUGUAGAAUAAAAAACAAAUAUAGCAAAUAGAUAUGCAACCACUGGUGAAAUGCACUGUUAAA